Microtus ochrogaster (prairie vole) is the source of this 1069-nucleotide messenger RNA. It is a transcript of the gene Sat1, whose product is annotated as spermidine/spermine N1-acetyltransferase 1. The record is from RefSeq and is a predicted model, not a curated record. Lineage: Eukaryota; Metazoa; Chordata; Mammalia; Rodentia; Cricetidae. Gene Ontology annotation, molecular function: spermidine binding; diamine N-acetyltransferase activity.
AGGCGAGGUCUCGCCCCAGCUUAGCUACGCAGCUGCUAAACAAAGUCUGCCGGUCUUUUGUCACAUAGUGUGGUUCGCCGGGUCAUGGUGCCAGCCUGACUGAGAAGAGGACGCUCCCGGGAGACGAAUGAGGAACCACCUCCUCCUGCUGUUCAAGUACAGGGGCCUGGUGCGCAAAGGGAAGAAAAGCAAAAGACGAAAAUGGCCAAAUUCAAGAUCCGUCCAGCCACUGCCUCGGACUGCAGUGACAUCCUGCGACUGAUCAAGGAACUGGCUAAAUAUGAAUACAUGGAAGAUCAAGUAAUGUUAACUGAGAAAGAUCUCCUAGAGGAUGGUUUCGGAGAGCACCCCUUCUACCACUGCCUGGUUGCGGAAGUGCCUAAAGAGCACUGGACUCCUGAAGGGCACAGCAUUGUUGGUUUCGCCAUGUACUAUUUUACCUAUGAUCCAUGGAUUGGCAAGUUACUGUAUCUUGAAGACUUCUUCGUGAUGAGUGAUUACAGAGGCUUUGGUAUAGGAUCAGAAAUUUUGAAGAAUCUAAGCCAGGUUGCCAUGAAGUGUCGCUGCAGCAGUAUGCACUUCUUGGUUGCAGAGUGGAAUGAACCAUCUAUCAACUUCUACAAACGAAGAGGUGCUUCUGACCUGUCCAGUGAAGAGGGAUGGAGGCUCUUCAAGAUCGACAAAGAGUACUUGCUGAAAAUGGCAGCAGAGGAGUGAGGAGUACUGGUGCAGAUGACGACAACCUCCAUUAUACUUUAGAAUAAAUUCUCAACUUACCUUGCUUUCUAUCUUGUUCGUAGUGAAAUAAUAGCGUGAGCACCCAUUCCAAAGCUUUAUUACCAGUGGCGUUGUUGCAUGUUUGAAAAGCAGUCUGUUUUAAAUGGCAGUCAUGUAUGUGGUUUGGAGGCAGAGUUUUUGAACAUCUUUUGAUGAACAACAAGUUGGUGUGAUCUUACUUUUUAUGAAAAACAAAACUUCAUUCUUGUGAGUCAUUUAAAUGUGUACAAUGUACACACUGGUACUUAGAGUUUCUGUUUUGAUUCUUUUUUAAUAAACUACUCUUUGAUUU